Notechis scutatus (mainland tiger snake) is the source of this 2411-nucleotide messenger RNA. RefSeq lists its product as uncharacterized. Lineage: Eukaryota; Metazoa; Chordata; Lepidosauria; Squamata; Elapidae. Gene Ontology annotation, molecular function: DNA-binding transcription repressor activity, RNA polymerase II-specific; RNA polymerase II cis-regulatory region sequence-specific DNA binding. Gene Ontology annotation, biological process: negative regulation of transcription by RNA polymerase II; regulation of immune system process; regulation of cytokine production. The record is from RefSeq and is a predicted model, not a curated record. Gene Ontology annotation, cellular component: nucleoplasm.
GAAAGCGUGCAGCUGGGCUUCCAGAAGCCGAGGGUGGGGGGUCCCCCCGUUCGAGCCGUGACGCCGGAAAGCCUGGGAGUUGCGGGAAGCUGGUCAUGAGGCAUAAAAUAAUGACGGAGAAGGGGAAAAAUCCAGAUGUAAAACCCGAAAGAGGAUUCCAAGAGGGCCUCAAAGCUGGGGUCACCCUGGAGAAGGCAGGAAGAAUGACGAAAGACUUCCAGGCUGGGAGUACGGAAGAUUUUGCCCAAAUAGGGGGCUCCAGUUCAGCCAAGAGCGAGGUGGGAGAUCGGCGGCGGAAAUAUUUGGACCCCCGAGCUGCUCUGAAGGCCAUGCAGUCCUCUAAGCAGGAGGACGUGGUUUCUGAACCGUGGGAGAACGCCACGGCCUGCCUGGCUUCCUUGGAAGGAGCAGCUGAAACUUACUGGAGAUACAAAGGAUGGGUGGAUCUCAGCAGAGAAACUCAAAAGGAGAAUGAGUGGGCCAAUGCUGCCAAGAUGGAUGACUACUGGAAGGUGGGCGAGGACGUCCUGAGGGAGGACUCGGCGGCCAACGACACCCAGCGAACUCUUUUCAGAGAGUUCCGUUACCGAGAUGUGGAGGGUCCCCGCGAGGCCUGUAGCCGCCUCUGGUACCUCUGCCACCGGUGGCUGAAGCCGGAGAGGCACACCAAGGAGCAGAUCCUGGAGUUGGUGAUCCUGGAGCAGUUCCUGGACAUCCUGCCCUCCGAUCUCCAGAGGUGGGUCAAAGCCGCCGGGCCUCACACCUGCGAUCAAGCGGUGGCCCUGGCUGAAGGCUUUCGUUCAAGACGGCCACAGGAGGGACCAGGUUUGGUGCAGGAGGUGGCUGAGGGGUUUUCCAUGGCCGAGCAGACUCCGACAGGGACUGGAGAGAGACAAGCCAGUGCCGCCGGAGUCAAGCAGGAGCAGGACGAUGGCAGCGACACAGAAGAUGACAAGUGGGUGAUUGAGACAAGGCAAGGGGAUCUCCAGUUGGAAGACACCGAGCCAGUGAAAUUGUGCGCCCGCCCCUUGCAAGAACCUUAUUGGUCGGAAGAAGAUGGAGACAGCCCUGCAGCUCUUGGGGAUGGAGCUGGCCAGAAGGAUGAGGACAACCCCGGUCAACACAGACCUGAAGGGUUUCCUCCAGCAGAAGAAGACGGGGACUCAAGUCAACCCGCCGUGGCCCGAAGACGGCACGGAAGUCGGGAAAAGAAGACCUGUGCCGUGUGCAGCAAGACUUUCAGCCGGAGCACGGUGCUCGCCGCCCAUCAGAGGACCCACACGGGCGAGAGGCCAUUCAUGUGCCAGAAUUGUGGGAAAUGCUUCAGCUUCAAGUCCACCCUGGUUGCCCACGAAAGGACCCACACGGGAGAGAGGCCCUACACCUGCGAUCUGUGCGGGAAGAGCUUCACCGUCAGCUCGGUCCUCACCAGGCACUACCGCGUCCACGUCGAGAAGAAGCUCUUCAGCUGCGCUGAGUGUGACAAGAGCUUCACUCAGAAGUCUCAGAUGCUCAGCCACCAGAAGAUCCACGUGAGGGAGAAGCCCUUCAAGUGUGCCCAGUGUGGAGAAGGUUUCAGCCGGAGCUCCAGCCUCAAGAAGCACGAGGGCUCCCACACGGGAGAGAAACCCUUCAAAUGCCCCGAUUGCGAGAAAUCCUUCAACACAUCUUCCCAGCUGGUCAAGCACCACCGAGUCCACACCGGGGAGAGGCCCUACACCUGUUCGGAGUGCGGGAAGAACUUCAGCCAGUGGCAGAUUCUGAUGGUGCACCAAAGGACUCACACGGGCGAGAAGCCCUUCAAGUGCGCCACCUGCGGGAAAUGCUUCUCCGAUCGGGCCGUCCACAUCCGCCACCAGAAGGUCCACACAGGGGAGAGGCCUCACCAGUGCCCCACUUGCGGGAAGAGGUUCACCCACCGCACCGUCUUGGUGAAGCACCAGAAGAUCCACGCCCGAGAAGCUCUGAGCUUAGCCAAAUCGCAAGAGGAGCUGCAGCGCGGCGAGGAAAACUUCACAAAAGUUUGCAAGGUGGAUGAAGGCUCAACUUAGAACAAUGCCAACGGGCAACGCUCUUCCUCGAGCCUUGCCUAACUUUUUUUGGGGGGGAGGGGCUUCCAGAUGCGUCCAGAGCCCAUGGUCUUCCUGGCUAAAACAGAUGGGAGUUGCAGUCCAUUAAAGAAAACCGGGUUGGCCUGAUAGCACAGGACUCGGCUGUAUUGUGCGAAGAUGUAUAUGUAUCAGACAAUCAGGAUGACUACAAUCACACUGUGGCAAGCAGUCAUUUUCCCAGGGCUGAGCAUGAUGGGGUAGGCAACACUUGAUACCUGCAGGGAUCCUACACCCCUUGGUCCCCUCAUUGUCAGGAUUCUGGCAUUUACCCCCAUUUAAAUCAUGAGUCUCGAGCCAAAC